Messenger RNA from Oryza sativa Japonica Group (Japanese rice), 872 nucleotides. Its product is annotated as non-specific lipid transfer protein GPI-anchored 5. The record is from RefSeq and is a predicted model, not a curated record. Lineage: Eukaryota; Viridiplantae; Streptophyta; Magnoliopsida; Poales; Poaceae.
UGCCAUGCAUAGCAACCACGCGUUUUCAUUGUGAUUAAAUGAUUCCUCCAGUGCUAUAUGCCUAUAUAAAUCCUAGCAUCUCAAAGCAACUAAUGAAUCUACAUAGAAAUCAGCCGAGAAAGGAGUAGCUAAGCUAGGAGAGGAUACGUAGUACGUACCAGUACCAAUGGCUUCUUCAGCUGUCGUUGCCGCCUGCGUCGUCGUCGUCGCCGCUGCGCUGCUGCUGGUCACCGCCCCCGGCGCGGCGGCGCAGCCCGGCGGCGCGUCGUCCGGGUCCGGCUGCAACGCCGGCCUCAUCCGGCUCCUCCCAUGCCUCGGCUUCGUCGGCGGCAACAACGCCGCGCCGUCGAACACGUGCUGCGCCAACCUGGGCAGCAUGGUGCACGACGAGCCGCUCUGCCUCUGCCAGGCCCUCAGCCAGUCCGGCGGCGGCGGCGCGAUCCCGGUGCCCGUGAACCGGACGCGCGCGGUGCAGCUGCCUCUCCUCUGCCGCCUCGACCUCCCGCCGGCGGCCACCGCCUGCCCAGGGUUUGAUCUAGGGGGAGCAGCGCCAUCGCCGCCGGUGAGCGUCCCGCGCUCGACGCCGAACUCCACUGCUCCAUCGACGCCGACGCCGGUGACGGUGACACGGGCGCCGCCGCAACAGAUGACACCGUCACCGAAGACAAGCAGCCAGACGCCGGAAUACAGCAGCGGGCUCAAGCUGAUAGCUGACUGCGUUCCUGUCGCACUUGGUUUUAUGGCGUUGGUGUCAGCUCUGACAUUCUGAAGACUUAGGGGAGAUUAGAAUUGUGCCGUAGAGAAGUUAUUUAGUUGUCCCCUGUUGUUUUUUUCAUAGCAAAUGGAUUUAGCAGUUGAGGCAUUCAAGGGAA